Messenger RNA from Alternaria burnsii, 1890 nucleotides. RefSeq lists its product as uncharacterized. The transcript has a single exon. Bases 1 to 1890 code for a protein of 629 amino acids. Lineage: Eukaryota; Fungi; Ascomycota; Dothideomycetes; Pleosporales; Pleosporaceae. The record is from RefSeq and is a predicted model, not a curated record.
AUGUCUCCGUCCUCCAUCCAAACGACGGCAACAAAUACACCGAAGACGACAUCUACCUUACGGACCCAAGAAAGCUCUACACAGUCCGCUUUCGCCGAUACCGUCUCAUCGAUACCAUCUGCCACAUCAUCGGCAACAUCUACAUCGGCCCCAGUCACUGUGGCAGCAGGAGCUCCUCCUAGAAUGACACCCGCACAGAUUGCCGGACUAUCAGUGGCCGCAGUGGCAGCUUUCGUCAUGGCCAUUGGACUCAUGGCGCUAAGCGUGUGCUUGCGCAGACGAAAAGAGCGACGGGUGGUUUUCGAUACAGACGAAAAGGGCAAGCAGCUUUCCACACGCUUCUCGCACUAUGUCCCAGUAGAGAACGUUCUUGAGUCACCAAAGCAAUUUCCUCUGGUGCCCCCACGAGCUCUUCGCAGAGGCAGCAAGCAGCAUCCAGCGCGUCCAGCCCAGCGUCUGGGCGUAGGGACUUCCAACAGUUCUUCGAACUCCUCAUUGCCGCUCGACCAGAUAGGUCUAGCCAUCAGCGCCGAGCUGGAUGGAAAACCAUUGAUACCUAACAACGCCUCAAAAGCCCCAUUUGCACAUCAACGAGCGCCUACCACGACUCAGGCACCCCUUAGGCCCGUGAGUACGAUAACUCAGGAGACAGUCUUCGAAGAGGACGAGACUUCAUCGCACCGAAGAUCUUCGAUGCUAUUGCCCACGCCCCCAGUCCCAAUUCCCCCUAUUCGUGCUCUACAGCCCUCCAGGCCUAUGCCAAACUUUACCGCCAACAAUCGUCCAACCGGCCGCCGAUCCGAGCUGUUUAUCGAUAUUCCUGUCCGCCAUGAGAGACCUCAGCCAAAGCGCAUUGUGGCGGGAGGGGUAGCCUCACAUGGCUCACCACAGCCACCUCGUCCCGAGCACGCAAUACGCCCACGCCUGGCGCCGCCCUUCCAGAUGGCCUCUACGGCCACCUCUUAUGAAUCCAAGGCUACGACUGCUAGCUCACGAGAUGCGAGCACGUCUGGGGAUAUCAUCGACUACUACUUUUCCAGUCAUAAGAGCCGAGAGCCAACACCCAAAGCCAGCCCAGCGCGUGUCAUCCGACCAACAGAAUCACCAAAAACUGUGCAGGUCAAGCCCAAGAAGUCACACAGCAGCACACUGUCACGCUCUACCUCGCGUAAUUCCACAAACUUGCGCGACUCUCUGGCAAGUCAAACAUCUUUCGAGACAACGAACGGCAAUGAGUCGACACCUGAAGACGAGGACGAGGACAAGCAGCUAUCUGAUGAGAGCGCUAGCAAUAAACAACAGCUAUCUCCUGUAGCUGAGUCACCAAUCUCCAAGCUUCGAUACCCAAAGGUGCCGCGGGCGUCGAAUCAGCUUGUGCCGCGUAGUCCAAAGAGCUCACCACAGCAGCAGAACUUCAGAAGUCCACGCAGAGGUCCAGAUCCAUCGAUGCUUCUUCAGAAACGCAACAAUGCUCUCCCUCCGCUCUUACUAGAGUCUCGACCUAGAUUGAACAGUCCUCAUCGAGACCCCUUCACAUCCCCGCCGCGCGUCACUAGUCCCCCACGCAAAGUUCAUUGUCAUGUGCGCAGCAAUAGCACUGAGUCGUGGAGUACGACACCUGCGUCGAAAACGGGUAUCGAUCGGAAGAGUCGUGUGCAAAGCGGCACAUGGGGUAGAAGCCCAGUCAUGUAUGAAGAAGAUUUUGUAAAGCCGUUGAAUGUGAGAAGGAAGAGAGACGAGAUGUCUGAGUUGAACAUCGGCAGAGAUGUGGAUAUGGACUUUGACCGGGAUGGGUUGAAGAGUCCGGUGUGGGUGCCUCGACUAACGCCGAGAAAGAAGGGCGAGGAUUUAUUUCUGGAGGUAGGGUGGGGUGAUGGGGUGCGAAGAUGA